Molecule: messenger RNA, 1395 nt
Organism: Alternaria triticimaculans
Lineage: Eukaryota; Fungi; Ascomycota; Dothideomycetes; Pleosporales; Pleosporaceae
Exons: 3
Coding region: 1-1395 (464 amino acids)
Molecular function (GO): FAD binding
Source: RefSeq, a predicted model, not a curated record
AUGGCAGACGAAGAUUCCACAUCCCCAAAGCCAUUUCGGGUCAUUGUUAUUGGUGCCGGUAUUGUCGGCUUGUCGCUCUCACACGCUCUACAACUAGCCAAUAUCGAACAUGUCGUUCUCGAAAAGCACGACAAGAUUGUUUCACUAAAAGGCGCAGCGCUGAUUAUCUGGCCGGCUGUCGCACGUAUCUUCGACCAGUUUGGUAUUCUCGAUAGAAUCACCAAAACCACGUCGCCCGUCGAUGCCUCUUACAAACGAUGGCCAGACGGGAGUUUGAUCUGUCGCGAUGAUACUAUGCAGGCUGUGAGCAAACUCUUCAAAAUACCGAGCAUCCUGUUCGAUCGUCAGACUUGUGUGUCGCAUCUAUACGAAGGGCUCCCGGAUAAGUCCAAAAUUCACACCAGCAGCCGCCUUGAACGUAUCGAGCAAACUGACACGGGUGUUCGCGUCCACCUAACCGAUGGCUCUACCGAAGAAGGCGACAUGGUCAUCGGCGCAGACGGUGUACACAGUCAUGUUCGGAAGCUCAUGUGGGACCACGCCGACAAGUUCGAACCAGGCAGCAUACCCCAAACCGACAAAGAAGUCAUGUCCUUCGGCGAAUACAGAGGUUUAUUCGGCGUCAGCACGGUUCCAGACAAUGCUCAACUCGGUACCUCGAAUACAAACAUGAUACUUGGUCAGGACGUUACCAUGCUUCUAUUUUCGCAGAUGGGCAGAGCCAUGUGGGGUAUCACUUUCAAAGACGAAUUUCAAAAGGCAGAGCAGAAAGGUAAAGCUACUAAGGCAGAGAUUGAGGCGGUGGCGGAGAGAUUCGCCGAUCUUCCCAUGACAACCAAAAUCACUCUGGGUGAUGUAUGGAAGACAAACGAGCGACACGGUCUUCUCUACAUGACAGCCGACCUCGGCAUGGGCGCCAACAUAGCCGUCGAGUCCGCCGUCCACCUCUGCAACAUCCUGCACCGCGAAUUCGCCUCCAACCCCACUCGUCGUAUCUCCACCCCCGAUCUCGCCGCCUUGUUCGCCGAAUACCAAGCCGGUCGCCACGCACGAGCAAAGGAAUACGUCGAAACCAGCGGCAAGCUCACGCGCAUGAACAGCUACCAGUCACGCUUUAAUUACUUUUUUGCUGGGUAUCUGCACAAGUACAUUGUGCCGUCUCAGAAAGCGGGGCUCAUCGAAUCGCUGAGUGUGGCGCCCAAACUGGAUUAUGCCCCCACGAGGACGAUUGACGAGAGUGCUGAGGGGUGGCACUGGAUGGAGAAGCAAGAGAUGAAGAAAGGGAAGAAGGGUGGUUGGUUCAAGUACAUGGUCUUGACAUCGGUUGUGGGGGUGACUGCUGCGUAUAUGGCGCGUGCUGGGGUACCAGCGCUGCUGAUGAAGUUGACUGUGUAA